AAAACCAAUCUUCGGGUGGAGUCCCUGCCUGAAAAGCUAUAAGGAACGCCCAACACAAUAGCGCUUUUUGUUCCCCCCCCUCCGAUUCUCUUUUGUAUCCUGCUUUAGGGUGCUUCCCAACUACUACCGUGCUACUGUAUCCAUAUCACCAUAGACAUGCCAGCCGUCCGUCUUUCACACCGUCGACGCUCAUCCUUGGCCAUUACGGCUCUCCACCCUAUCAAAGCAGGCAUCUACGGAAUCAACACGACACCUUCGCCACGAUCAGUUACAUUUGCGCCUAAUGUCACACCAGUCACGUUUACCGAGACCGACGAGUCCUUGUCAUCAUCGACGCCAGAACCUUCGUCGCCCACCACACAGCUCUUCCCUCCUUCAGAGCUACCCCCAACGACGACCAGGAGACGUGUACCUGCUGGUAAGCGCCGGUCGCUAGGUUACAUCCCACGUCCCCCGAACGCGUUUAUGUUGUUCCGUGCCGACUUCGUCCGUCAGAAGCACGUUCCAGGGUCCAUCGAGACUAACCAUGGUUCACUAUCCAAGAUCAUUGGCAAUUGCUGGAGAGCGCUUCCUCUUGAGGAAAAGCGUGUUUGGGAGAUCAAGGCUAAGCACGCCAAAGCUGAGCACAAGGCACGGUACCCUGAGUACCGUUUCCGCCCAGUCCACAACAAGAAUAAGGAGAAGAAAAAAGAGAAGGUCACUCCUACAGCUGAAGAUGAACGCCGUUGUGAAGAGGUUGCUCAACUUCUUCUUGACGGAAUGAAGGGCGACCAGCUCGCUGCUGCUAUCCGCAAGCUCGACGAAAACAAGGUACAUACCCCCGCGCCUGCCUAUCUCCUAAGGCGACCCUCGUCUGUGCCCCUUCCGGAUUCGCGGUUCGGUGCUGCAGGCAUCACCAUCCCAACGCUACCGUUCUUCGCAGGCUCGCGCCCUGGGUCUCCUGUCGGAAAAAUAUCUCACUCUGCUCGCUACAUCUUGGGUCAGCGCAGAGCUUCAAGUGCUCAGCCAACUAUCCCCCGUCACUGGGGCAUCGCUCCACCUGCCUCUUGGCAGCGCGAUGAGUCUCCUCUUCCAGAGGUAGAUACGAGCUUGUUCGAGCCAUCGUUCUUCAACUCGAACUUUUCUAGCCAACCCACGCAGCCAGAUUCUGCAUUCAGCUUCAAUGAGAUGAUCUCCACCUUCCCUCCUCAUCCUUCUCAGGACUUUGGCAUUGCUCCCUUGGACCCACUUCACGAUCUGUCAAUAGAUAUCAAUGCCAUGAACUUCGACCCGAAUGACCCCUCAGCUUGGAUGCCGACUGAGUACAACAACUCCCAGUCUUCAUCCCCGUACACUUGCUCCCCUGCACGCUCCGACAUGUCUCUACCCGUUGUCGCACCCCAGCCGCAGCAUGCAGCCGCCCCAUUCGAUCACUGGCCAGACAUGUCGCAGCAAUACAAUGUUACUGCCAAGGGGUUGGACUCCUUGCAGGGGUCCGGUGAGCAGCAGAUCAUAGAGCCGCAAUUCUCCGGCUACUCAACUGGUAUUGAGGGCUUGUUCCCGCAGUUCGGCGUUAUUGAUACCCACGGACCCUCCAUCAUGGGUUUCGACUAUAACUCAUACUGAUCGUCUCAGCUCAGCGCACAUCUUCAUCCCCGUCUCCGCUCACACGAUCUAUCACUAUUUGUAUAGCUAUUUCUUUUAUUGGCUCUGGAGUUUCUGUCUCUCUUUUUCUCCCUGUUUUUAUAACCUUGCUUGCACGGUAUCGUUGACUUGUAGCUUUAUCACUUGCUGUGUCAGAUUGGAUUGCGCAUCUAUCCUUGUAGCCAUAUCGUUUCUAUCGUCUUGUAUGCUUGUGAACGAGCAAUAUUAUUAUACCCGCCUCAACCUC
Suillus subaureus is the source of this 1870-nucleotide messenger RNA. RefSeq lists its product as uncharacterized. Gene Ontology annotation, cellular component: nucleus. Bases 157 to 1605 code for a protein of 482 amino acids. NCBI's taxonomy places the organism in Eukaryota, Fungi, Basidiomycota, Agaricomycetes, Boletales, Suillaceae. Gene Ontology annotation, molecular function: DNA-binding transcription factor activity, RNA polymerase II-specific; RNA polymerase II cis-regulatory region sequence-specific DNA binding. Gene Ontology annotation, biological process: regulation of transcription by RNA polymerase II. The record is from RefSeq and is a predicted model, not a curated record. The transcript has 4 exons.